Amphimedon queenslandica is the source of this 747-nucleotide messenger RNA. RefSeq names its product neurofilament medium polypeptide-like. The record is from RefSeq and is a predicted model, not a curated record. NCBI's taxonomy places the organism in Eukaryota, Metazoa, Porifera, Demospongiae, Haplosclerida, Niphatidae. The transcript has a single exon. The coding region runs from base 1 to 747 and encodes 248 amino acids.
AUGCCGGCAGGCCUCCUACUAGUGGCGAGGGUCAAAGAAGUAGAGGACAAGGAAGAGGAGGACAAAGAAUUGGAGGACUAUCAAGUAGGGUACAAGGAAGCAGCAGAGGACAAGAAAGUGGUGGACAAGGAAGCAGUGGAGGACAAGGAAGCGGUGGAUGAUGAGGAAACGGCGGAUGACGAGGAAGCGGCGGAGGACGAGGAAGCGGCGGAGGACGAGGAAGCGGCGGAGGACGAGGAAGCGGCGGAGGACGAGGAAGCGGCGGAGGACGAGGAAGCGGCGGAGGACGAGGAAGCGGCGGAGGACGAGGAAGCGGCGGAGGACGAGGAAGCGGCGGAGGACGAGGAAGCGGCGGAGGACGAGGAAGCGGCGGAGGACGAGGAAGCGGCGGAGGACGAGAAAGCGGCGGAGGACGUGGAAGCAGCGGAGGACGAGGAAGAGGCGGAGGACAAGGAAGCGAUGGAGGACAAGGAAGCGGGGAGAGCAAGGAAGCUGUGGAGGACAAGGAAGCAGUGGAGUGCAAGGAACUUGAGGACAAGGAAGCAGUGGAGAGCAAGGAACUCGAGGAAGAGGACGGCGAGGACAAGGAGGGCAAGGACAGGAGGAGGAAGAGGUGGGCGAGGAAGAGGACAUAAGAACUGGGUCAUGGCCACAGUAGCAGAUGUUGCUGCAGCAGCAGGCGGCCUCACUACCCAUACUACUAAUAAUGUGAACUUAGAAUUAAGACUGAACUACACAACUUCAUAG